UUUCAGAGACUGAUUAUAACACCAGGUCUUUCUACUGCAGUCCUCAGAGCAGCAUCAUGAUGGAGAAGAUCUUGCUGGGAGUCUUGUGUCUUUUAGACUGGGUGGUCCUCUCCACCUGCCUCCUUCCUCAGUACCAUUUUGUUAAUCAAUUAUUGAAUUGGACUGAAGCUCAGACCUACUGCAGACAGAAGCACACAGACCUGGCCACCAUCCUGAACUCUGAGCACCAGAACCAACUCAUCGACACUCUUACAUCUGCUGGACACAGCUCUGAGGUCUGGAUUGGUCUGUUCAGUGAAAUCCACUGGAAAUGGUCUGAUGGUUACAAUGGGAGUGGAGCUGACUACAGAGACUGGCAAACAAAUCAACCAGCUUUUUCCCAAGAAGAUGAGUUAUGCACAGCUUUUCACCACAGAGGGGAAUGGUAUGAUGCGAGCUGCUCAGAGGAUCACCAGUUUGUGUGCUACAACGGGUCGCCUUUGGAUCCUGAAUUUGUUUAUGUGAAUACAGCGAUGAGCUGGUCCAAUGCUCAGAUUUACUGCAAAGAAAACUUUACUGACCUUGCCACCAUAAAAAAUGACACAGAGAACCAGCAGGUCCACAGCCUGAUACCUAAGGAUGACCAUGCAUGGAUUGGUCUAUAUAGAGAUCCUUAUCUUCUCUGGUCCGACGGGAACAGUGUCCUCUUUACCAACUGGAAGUACAUCAUUAAUAUGAUUGGCUCAAUGACAGUCAUAUGCGGUGCUACAUCUACUCAGAUAUCAGGGAGAUGGCAGUUUUUGCCCUGUGAAACAAGAUUACCAUUUGUCUGUUAUGACAUUCCUGAAAUGAAAAAACAGUUAGUGAGGCUCAGACUUCAAGCAGACGGCUCUGUGGACCUGAAUGACCCUGUUCUAAGAGAGCGCAUCAUGAAAAAGCUCCAGAACAAACUGCAGGAGAACGGAGUGAGUGGAGUUACCCUGAAGUGGAGAGAGCAGCCUGAUGGGAAAGUCUUCAAAAAGGAGAAGAAAGAAUUAUAA
Molecule: messenger RNA, 1019 nt
Organism: Cyprinodon tularosa
Lineage: Eukaryota; Metazoa; Chordata; Actinopteri; Cyprinodontiformes; Cyprinodontidae
Product: putative C-type lectin domain family 20 member A
Exons: 5
Coding region: 57-1019 (320 amino acids)
Source: RefSeq, a predicted model, not a curated record